CGGCCCGAUAGCGAAACCCCUUCGACAUCUUGCCACGAGGGUCACGGUGGGCCCUUCGUGAAGCUUCAUGGUGCUGGAUUCGGCGCAGAAUGGUUUCCAGCUAAUGUGUUCACUGGGCUACAUCGUGCCAUGGACCUUGAUGGCGUCCAUUGGAACGGGAAUGAUGCUGCCCUUGAGCAAUUUCUUGGCACUCAACUUCUUCGCGCAGAAGUACACAGAUUUGCCGCCCAAUGAGAUCCAGUGCCAAGUGAGCACGGCGCCUGAGCAUUGCCAGCUGGCUCUCAUCGAUGGCAACCGGCUGCUGACGGCACUGGGCCUGGUGAUGCCGCUGUGUCAGUUCCUGACGCUGCCCUUGGUGGGCGUCCUGAGCGACGCCUAUGGGCGCAAGAGAGCCCUCAUAGUGGUCUUUCUUCUCUCCAACAUCUCCUUAGUCACUACAGAUCUCUUUGUUUUCUGCAAUUUGAGCUUUUGGUUCUCCAUCGCGUGGCAGCCCUUCAUGAACACCCAGGUCUGCACCACGGUGCUGAACGCCGCCUGCGUGGAUCUCCUGAAGCCCCGGGACCGCGCAGCAGGCAUGGGCAUCAUCAACGCCUUAGACACCAUCGCCUACGUCAUUGGUCUCCUUCUUGGGUAUCACCUUCAGCUCAAAGAGACCUACAUCGUAGCCACUUGUAUGAACAUCGUGACCGCGCUCUAUUUGUUCGCGCUCUUCCCUGAAACGUUGCCACCCGAGAAGCGUUCCUGGGCGCAGCUGAAGCCUAGCAACUUUGUUCCCUGGGAUUCCAUUCCAAUCCUUUGGAGAACUCAAACCCUUAGAAACUUGUCCAUCGUGACGGCCAUCGCUGCGUUUGUGGACAACAGCACGAAUCGCAUGAUGGGGACCUACUACCAACGGAAAAUGGACUGGUCAUCACAAGACUCCUACUCCUUCGAGUUUUACUGGGAUAUCUCCAUGAUCGUGUGGAUGACGUGUUUCUUCUCCGUCAUCGUCUGGUUUGCCGGAGAGGUGGGCGCCAUGGCCUUUGGACGCGUGGCGAGCACCGUCUACAUCCUGGUGGGGGUCGGUUUACUUCGACCCGCACAGGCCUACAUCAACUGCUGCUUCUGCGCGGGUCCCAUGACCUUCGCCUUACCGGCCGUGGCGGGUCUCAAGAGUCGCCUCGUUGGGGAAGAGGAGCAGGGCCGUAUGCAAGCAGCCAUUAGCACCGUUUUCAUGGUGGCUGGAUCUCUUGGCUCCUUGCUGGGUGGUGUCAUGUUCGAAAAGCUGGGCAACGUGUCCCAGGAUGGUCACUUUCACGUGGAUCAGUUGGCCCAUGCCUUGGUCGCCGUGAAUUUGCUGGGCGCCUUCUUCUGCGCCAUCUUCUUCUACGACCUUUUCCAGCGGACCAAGCAUUUCAUCGCCGCACCAGACGCCAGGUGUUUGUCCGAUGACGUCUCUGAGGUCUCGGCCUACGGCAGCCUCUGAUGGCG
Messenger RNA from Cladocopium goreaui, 1470 nucleotides. NCBI's taxonomy places the organism in Eukaryota, Dinophyceae, Suessiales, Symbiodiniaceae. The record is from the annotation of a GenBank genome assembly.